UCUCCUCCCACCAAAUCCGUACCCCUCCACAAUUCUAAAUUCCAAAACCAAACCAUCCUUUGAUCGCACCAAAAGGCAUCAUAGAGCUCUCUCUCUUCUCCCACAUCUCCAUGCAUCCAUAAUCAAUGAAGGGAGAGUGCUGUGUUAGAAUGGGUCGCUAACACACAGAGAGAGAGAUAGAAAGAGAGAGGGGUCAUCAUGAGUUCCUAAAUAGAACACAACACAAAAAACACCAUAAUCGACCUGGAUCAUAAACCAACAAGAAAUGGAGAUGCAGAGAAUGAAAGAGUUGUUAUCACUUUUAUUGUCAACAUUGGAAAGUGACCGAGUUUCCCUAGUGGGUGGAAAUCACACCGCAGCCAGAUUUUGCACCCGAUAAAAGCUUCAUUUUUUUCUUUCACUCUCUGAUCCUUCAUCAGAACCUCUCUUUUUCUUCAUCUGCAUACAUAUUAUUAUAAUUUUCUCUUUUUUUGAGUUUUUUUCUCACGCCUUAAUUUCUCAUUCAUCUUCUCCCACAUUUCUAGCCAUAUUAUAAAAAAACACCUUUCUUCAUCACACCAUGGCGGUUGAUCUAGCAGCUGCUAUCUUCAGAGCAAAAAGUUAUUAUUACAACAAGAAAAACAAGACCUUGUCACCAAUUAGUCCACGCCCAGAAGCCUAUUAUCUCAUCAUCAGGUUCCCCAGUUCCCAAACAUGGAAGAUCUUUUUUCGUUUGGUUCUUUUGGCAUUGGCGGUGGCUUCUUUUCCAUUGAUGGUUUCAAAAGCCUCUAGUGUUUCAACCUCUCACCUAGAAGAAGCCAUGACAGAAUCUUCUUCCGAUGGUUCUGAACCUUCUUCCACCAACGUGGACCAGAUCUUAACCCUUCUCUUCCGCGACCUUGCCAACGAAGGCCUCAUGAAGAAAACAGAGCAACACAGAGCUGUUUUUCUGAGCAAUGCAAAAGAAGGAGAAAAAGGGUUUCAUCAGGUUCUCACAGAUUACAACAUGGAACAUAUUCCCUUGAACGACUUGGAGAAACAGAGCACCUUGCUAGACCGCACGGUUGAUUUUGUCUUCACGUAUAACUUCCCUGCAUCGUUGAAAUUCAUCGACAGGGCCCUGAAAACCGGCGGCGUUGCCACCGUGAUUCUUCCAAAAGACGACCCUUCAACUGCGUUUUACAAGCCUUCAAAUUACAGAGUCAUGUACAUGAGGAGGUUCAAUGUGGUGGCAAUGGCAAUGAAGAAAACAGAGCCAAACACUGAAAUGAAAGUCGGAGGGCAGAGGAAGCUAUUCGGGUAUGCAUCAGAGGCUAAAAAAGCUGCACUGCAGAACCUGGAAGACGUGCUUCUCGAGCCGCCACGUGCGGCUUCAGGGAAAUCAAGGGUGUAUUUGAAGAGGACAAGGUAUUUGCCUGAUUUGAUGGGUGACUCGCUGGAGAGCUACCCUCGUCGCGUUUUCAUCGACGUGGGAUUGCCUGAGAAAGAUGGAGGGAGCGGAACUGACUGGUUUCCGAAGAACUACCCAACAAGGAACAAGAACUUUGAGAUGUACAAGAUUGAGACGGUGAAUGAAGGGUCCUCUGCCCCGCAAACAGAGAUGUCAGAGUGGUUGAGGAAGAAUGUGAAGGAGGAAGAGUAUGUGGUAAUGAAAGCUGAGGCUGAAGUGGUGGAGGAGAUGAUGAGGAGCAAGGCUAUACUACUGGUGGAUGAGCUUUUCUUGGAGUGCAAGCCGCAUGGGUUGAAGCAGGAGAAGAGGAGGAGUAGAAGGGCUUAUUGGGAGUGCUUGGCUCUGUAUGGGAAGUUGAGAGAUGAAGGUGUGGCAGUUCAUCAGUGGUGGGGUUGAUUUGAUUGCAAUUGAUUGGUUUGGUUUAGGUCAAAGAUGAUGAUAGAGCAAUUGUUGCAUGAUCAUAAGCACAACUUAUCAAAAGUUCACAACAUUUCACAGUAAUAAAUUAUAUAAAAAAAAGUUUAUCAAAUUGUUUUGAUUUGCUUCAUUUAUUUUCAGCUUUUCAUUAGUUUUAGAGAUUGUGAUCGUGGAAGGAUUACUCAGUAGGAAGAGUUGUGUUGAAUUGGUAUAGAUUGAGACAAUAACUUGUUGAGUUUCAGGCUUCACAGAGAUCGAGAGUGCAGAGUGGCCCUUGAGCCAAGGAGUUUUCUCUGCUGUCGUUCUUCUAUUCUUUUCUUUUGUGGCUUGGGUUUUAACAGUUUAAUUCUUUGUCUAUUUUGUGGAUGUUUUUGGACUACAAGAAUAAUGACCAUUUUGAUGAUUCAAA
Molecule: messenger RNA, 2255 nt
Organism: Lotus japonicus
Lineage: Eukaryota; Viridiplantae; Streptophyta; Magnoliopsida; Fabales; Fabaceae
Exons: 1
Coding region: 560-1825 (421 amino acids)
Source: RefSeq, a predicted model, not a curated record